Molecule: messenger RNA, 621 nt
Organism: Cydia pomonella (codling moth)
Lineage: Eukaryota; Metazoa; Arthropoda; Insecta; Lepidoptera; Tortricidae
Product: general odorant-binding protein 19d-like
Exons: 5
Coding region: 116-550 (144 amino acids)
Biological process (GO): sensory perception of smell
Molecular function (GO): odorant binding
Source: RefSeq, a predicted model, not a curated record
UAGCGGCAUCGUUAUUAUCAUAAAAAGUAUAAAAUGGUUUAUUUGAAAUACUUUACACAUUCGCAGUGUUGGUUUUUAGAGUGACAGUUUGAUUCAAGUGAUUAAGUCAGUCACGAUGAGUUUCAGCAAUUUUGUUGUUUUUAUUACGGUGUGCAUUAGCUAUUUGAUGGCAGCCAACGUCACGGACAUAAAGCUAAAGUACCUGCAAUACGUGUUGGAGUGUGCCACUGAGCACUCUGUGUCUACUGAGGAUAUAAGAGAUUUGGCCAAACAUCGAGUGGUGAAGGGUGACAACAUCAAGUGUAUGCUAGCUUGCGCCUAUAAAAAGACCGGAAUGACUGAUGAAGAAGGCAAACUAUCUGCUGAAAGAAUGAAAGAGAUUGCGGAGACGGCGUACCAUGACGAUGCAGAAAAAAAGAAGAAGAGUGAGGACUUCACCAGAACUUGUUUAUAUGUAAACGAAGAAGGAAUCAGUGGGGAAAGGAAGGAAUGUGAAAGGGCAGCGAAAAUCUUCAAAUGCGCUAUCGACAAUUUUGAUUCCGCUGUAUGAUUCAGCGGUGGGAAAAAACGAAAACAAAGUUAAUGAAAUUACUUAGAAAAAUAAAACGUAGCUUUUGAGUA